AUGCGCAUUUUCCUCCUUCCCAUCUCCACCCGUCACUCCCUCAUAUACUGCCAGUGCAUCUCCAAAUCUAAUCUCGGUCAACACUCCGUCUUUGACGGCCUCGUGAGGCGCGUUGAAAGCCAGGCGCUGCAGACAUUGGUGAACUGGGAAAACAUAUCCGGUGGCUGGAAGAAGAAUUCAACAGCCACAGAUAAUCAGCUUCUGAAACGGAUCCCGUAUCAAGAAUGGGGUCUGAAGAGUAUCCCGCCCUUGAGUAGGAAACGACGCGUGGAUAUCGUGAAUGGGAAGGUCAAGAGUGUCGAGGUGUUGUUUCCGGCACGCUUCAUGAGUGAAGAGAAGUUGAGGGAGACGUUGGAGCGGUACGCGCUUCAGGGCCAGUCGAGGCAUUCGGAUCGCAUGUUUUGGAGUUAUGCUGGCCUGCCGUUUGCGAUGCCUUUUGCGUUGGUACCGAUAAUACCUAAAUUUCCACUUUUUUACUUAGUGUUCAGGGCAUGGUCGCAUUGGCAAGCAUUCCAUGGAUCCCGUCACCUCGAGUUACUUCUUAAGAAGAAUGCUAUUAGACCUUCGCCAUCUACGGACCUGGACAAGAUAUACGGCGUUGAUCUUAUCCAUCAAGACGGUUCGUCCUCCGGUGCCGAUCAAGGACUCCGUACGGAGCGCUGGCGACUCUGGGUUGAAAGGGAGACUAAAGACAGCAUGAUACUACAUCCCGGGAUGGGAAAGCUCAUCGGAGAACACUUCAAGAUCCCCGAAAUGGCAUCUUUGAUCGAGUGGGCAAUCGAGCGAGUGGAGAAAGACAUAAGAGAAGGAAAAGAAGAU
Molecule: messenger RNA, 819 nt
Organism: Mytilinidion resinicola
Lineage: Eukaryota; Fungi; Ascomycota; Dothideomycetes; Mytilinidiales; Mytilinidiaceae
Exons: 3
Biological process (GO): potassium ion transport; proton transmembrane transport
Cellular component (GO): mitochondrial inner membrane
Source: RefSeq, a predicted model, not a curated record